Molecule: messenger RNA, 1797 nt
Organism: Penicillium nucicola
Lineage: Eukaryota; Fungi; Ascomycota; Eurotiomycetes; Eurotiales; Aspergillaceae
Product: alpha methylacyl-CoA racemase
Exons: 1
Coding region: 1-1797 (598 amino acids)
Molecular function (GO): catalytic activity
Source: RefSeq, a predicted model, not a curated record
AUGCAUCAAACAGUCCCAAGCCCUGAAAUCUACGGCCCCGGAUCCUUUGUGGAUUCUGACUUUCUCGCUAUUCCAGACGAUGCUCGCCGCAUAUUGAAGCUGGUAGCCCAGGCUACUCCAGGAUUUACCGCGGAUCCAAAAAUCCUAGACCAAGUUAUCUUUGAAGGUGGCGCCGAGCCGAUAGUUCCAGGGCCGAUCAAAGCCCCCGCCGUAGCUGCUGCGUUGCAUGCCAUGUGCGGGAUUGUUGCCAAUGAGCUGCUCGAUGAAAGAGACGGAAGCCAGCCAGACCGUCGUGUGAGCAUUAACACAGACCAUGCUGCCUUUUGGCUAGGCACCGUGGGGUUCGUCAAGUGGAACGGGAUGAGCCUGGUCGAGAUCGCAAAUGCAGGAAAGCUGCAUGAACUAUACAAAACGGAUCUUGAAAAGGGAGCGUUUGGAACCCCGCUUCGCAAGCGUGCUACCGGAAAUUAUCCCACGAAGACACCUGGGGUGUGGUAUCAACUCCAUGGAUCCCUGAAUGCAGAACCGACUCUUCAGGCAAUUGGAAUAGAUCCCGAGACACCAUGCGAGACCUCAAAAGAUGCCUAUGAUCUGAUCAGCAGACACGUCCAAAAGCUCACUGCGGAUGAGCUGGAAAUGACAAAUCUCAAGCUUGGUCUCUGUGGGAACACAUGUUAUUCUCCAGAGGGGUGGCGGGCGACCCAGAUGGGCAAGCAACUCUCCCGCCACCCAUUGAUCAACUACAAUCUCCAGUCCUAUGCCAUCCCAACACCACCAAUAAAGAUUCCAAAUGAAUUCGCCGAUAAGCGUCCACUGGCGGGUAUCAAAGUGGUCGAGCUGGUUCGAGUCAUUGCCGGGCCAGUAGUAGGGACUACUCUAGCAGCCUUUGGAGCAGAUGUCAUUCGUGUGAAUUGCAGCCGCCUACCUGAUUUCAAUGUAAGUCUACAAGUCUUGGCCUCAAGUGUCGGCCGAGCCUGGGAGUACCUAAAAACUAAUCCAUAUGUGGUCCAGUCUCUUCAACUCACCUUAAAUGCAGGGGUUCGAACAAUCGAUAUUGAUCUUACCAAAGAAGAAGACCUUGCAAUCCUGUUCGGUUUCAUCCAGGAUGCCGACGUCUUUGUGCAAGGUUACCGCCCUGGAGUGAUCGCCAGCAAAGGGUUGAGUCUUCCUAAGCUCCUCGAGAUCGCAGGUAAAAGAAAGAAGGGUAUCGUUUAUGUCGAGGAGAAUUGCUAUGGACCAGAUGGCCCAUUCUCUAGCCGACCAGGGUGGCAGCAGACUGGUGAUGCUGCCUCAGGAUGCUCCUAUGUUACAGGACGAUCGAUGGGCCAUACAGACGGUACAAGUGUUCUGCCUUCACUUCCUAUCCCUGACAUGAUGACUGGUCUCAUCGGAGCCCUUGGAGCUUUGAUGGGUCUCCGUGACCGAGCGCGAAAUGGUGGCUCGUAUCAUGUUUUUGCCUCCCUUGCCGCUGCCGCUGCAUAUCCUUUGAGCCCCGAAAUUGGCUUAUACUCACCGGAGGUGGUGCAUAAAGUCGACAAGAAGUUUGAAUGGGAAUCUAUGGACUCAUCCAUGUUUGUGCUAGAGCUUUUGCAGGUCGUUUUGAAUGGAUGGAACAAGGCCUGGCCCAAUUUGUAUUCUCCAGAGUCACCAUUCACGACGAAACUUCAAGGUGACUGGGGUACAUUCGACUUGCUUGGCCCAGUGGUCCAUUUAGCGGAUGACAAGAUUUCACCGAAAUGUUUGACUGCUCCAGUUCCCCAUUGUUACUACGAUGCCAAAACCACCUCAUGGCUCUGA